AAUUUACACAGCACUCACAGAGUCGCCGCACCAAAGUUUUUGUUUUUUUUUACCCUUUUGAACUGCUUUUACCUGGCCGUAUCUGACGCCGCCUGGUUACCAUUUUUACGUUUGCUUAUGGAACUCCUCGCCGGCAGCUGUCGGAAACGUCUCGGGGACGACUUUGCCGAGGAUGCUGACCCGUUCGGUGGCUCCGAUUGGGCGUACGGAGGACGUUCGAUGAGAACUCAAGGAGGAAACGACGACGCUUUGGCUGCGCUCGCGGACUUGGCGCCGCCGCCUCAGAAACUGAAACCCAUCAGGUGUGUUGUUAACAAGUCUCCUUUGGUGGCGGAGGAUCGGCAUCCUCUCGAUAUUCUCGCCGGAAGUCUUGAUAGGCUUCCCGAGAUGGGGUUUCUUGAAGAGGGAUGUUUCGAUGCUCCUUCGGGGUCCAAGAUUGCUGACGUGGAGGGAAGUGGUCAGUUGAUGAGGCGUGGGGUUGGGAAGGGUGGGCUCGAAAGGGAGGUGGUUCAAGGUCGAGUCUUGGGACAUGGUACAUCUCGUGAUGGUGUGUCUCUGAGUUCAUCUGUUAACAGUGACAGCGAGGAAGACUCUUCCCAGGGCGUUGGCAAGGCCGUCACGGGCAAAAGAAAGCGGCAAACGAGGGAAAAGCUGGAGCAUUUCAUGGAGAAGCUGGUGGGGACUAUGAUGAAACGGCAAGAGCAGAUGCAUAACCAACUCAUCAACGUGAUGGAGAAGAUUGAGCGAGAGAGAGUGAGAAGCGAGGAAGCUUGGAGGCAACAGGAAAUGGAGAGGAUGAAACAGAACGAGGAGGCACGGAGGCAAGAGAUGUCACGCAGCUCGUCUCUCAUCUCUUUCAUCAAAAGUGUAAUCGGCGAAGAGAUCAAGAUCGCUCAGCCGCUCCAGACCAUUUCCAACAACCGAUGUGAAUGGGAUCAGACACAGGGAGAGGUAACGCUUGUGUUUCCAAGCGGAAGAAGGUGGCCGCAAGAGGAAGUGCAGGCGUUGAUAGCUAGCAGAAGCGAAGUGGAGGAGAAGACAGGGGUGCACAAGGGAGCGAUAUGGGAUGAGAUAUCAGCAAGAAUGAAGGGAAAAGGGUACGAAAGAUCUGCUAAGAAGUGUAAGGAGAAGUGGGAGAACAUGAACAAGUACUACAAGAGAGUGAUGGAAAGUAGCAAGAAACAGCCUGAGCACACCAAGACUCGCUCUUACUUUGAGAAACUUGGAAACUUUUACAAGAGCAAUUCAGUGACUGCAGAACACUCGGGAAAGAAGGAACAAUGAGUGUGCGAGUGAACGGUUGAAAUUAGUUUUUUUUUUUUGUUUUGUCACGGAAGCUUGUAGAUGAUUUCUCGAGUUUUUUUUGAAAUUUUGGUGUAGUUAAAACCUACGAGUUUGUACUUUGUAUUGUGUUGAGUUUAGAAGGCUCGAAAUAAAGACAAAAAAAAAACGUUGAGUGA
This is a messenger RNA of Raphanus sativus (radish), 1460 nucleotides long. RefSeq names its product trihelix transcription factor GT-2. Lineage: Eukaryota; Viridiplantae; Streptophyta; Magnoliopsida; Brassicales; Brassicaceae. The transcript has 2 exons. The record is from RefSeq and is a predicted model, not a curated record. Bases 118 to 1284 code for a protein of 388 amino acids.